AUGGAUUUGCCCAUCUUCAAGAAAUGCCCCGAUCCCACUCUGGAAUAUUACAAGUCCCUCCUUGAAGGAUGGGACAAGCACUCAAAUGGGCGCAUUGAUCUCCAACCGAAACCCUCUCUGUCCUUCUUAUUCGGGGGCGUCGGCGACGCUCGCCAUGCGUAUGGGACCUUCAUCGACAUCCAUCGCCAAUUCAGGAAGUUAGAUCCUUCCAAGAAGGCGGAUGUGCGCAUUCAUCUGACACUUUUGGACAUACACCCUGCGGUACUCGCGAGGGGCCUGUUAAUCCUGAGCUUGCCUCACAAAUUGACCGAUGAGGGUCUGCACAAGACUGAAAGGCUGGAGAUCCGAGCCACGGUCUUCCAUGCCUUCUGCGGAUAUGUCAUGCCAGGGCCUUGUCAUGACAUGUAG
Gloeophyllum trabeum ATCC 11539 is the source of this 408-nucleotide messenger RNA. RefSeq lists its product as uncharacterized. The transcript is spliced from 4 exons. Bases 1 to 408 code for a protein of 135 amino acids. The record is from RefSeq and is a predicted model, not a curated record. NCBI's taxonomy places the organism in Eukaryota, Fungi, Basidiomycota, Agaricomycetes, Gloeophyllales, Gloeophyllaceae.